Adelges cooleyi (spruce gall adelgid) is the source of this 631-nucleotide messenger RNA. RefSeq lists its product as uncharacterized. Bases 164 to 424 code for a protein of 86 amino acids. Lineage: Eukaryota; Metazoa; Arthropoda; Insecta; Hemiptera; Adelgidae. The record is from RefSeq and is a predicted model, not a curated record. The transcript is spliced from 4 exons.
AAAUCCUCCGUCAAUGACUUUUAAUCACAAAACAAGUCCUAAGAUAAAAAUUAAUUAAUAUUAUAAUAAUUAUAUUCAGAUUGGGAUAGUCAGAAGUUUCGCUUUAAAUCUAACUAGUCGGACUAGUCGGUUUCUUCAGAGUUCAGAGGUUACAAAAUAAAAAAUGUGGUACGAAGCUUUGCCGCCGGCAGUCAUUGUAUUCGUUUUAUUGAAUAUUCCAGACAAAGUAUGCUCGUUUACUAACAAAUUGGCCUUAGGAAACAAAUUCCGACGUGAUAUUGGUACACCAUGGAUUCAAAGAUAUUAUACAAGAGACUGGGAACUUACUGGUCAUCCAUACAAAACACAAGGACUUGAAGCAUUGCCAGAUGAACCAAAUACUUCUGGAAUCAACUGGCAGAAAUUUAUCCGAAACUCUAAAUAAUAUUAUACAAAUUGAUAGUUAACAUACAUGAUGUUAUUAUGGCUGAAAUUGUAGGUAUCUACACAUUAGUAUACAAUUGUGUUAUUAAAAAUGUAUAUUAAACUACUACCCUUGCAGAUUUUUAAAACAGUUUUAAAAGUUGUAAUUAUAAUAAAACACCAAACUAGGAUUAAAACAUAAUAUAUUUGACAUGUUUCAAAAUUGUAA